Equus quagga is the source of this 3039-nucleotide messenger RNA. Its product is annotated as zinc finger protein 709-like. Gene Ontology annotation, biological process: regulation of transcription by RNA polymerase II. The record is from RefSeq and is a predicted model, not a curated record. Gene Ontology annotation, molecular function: DNA-binding transcription factor activity, RNA polymerase II-specific; RNA polymerase II transcription regulatory region sequence-specific DNA binding. NCBI's taxonomy places the organism in Eukaryota, Metazoa, Chordata, Mammalia, Perissodactyla, Equidae. The transcript has 4 exons. Gene Ontology annotation, cellular component: nucleus. The coding region runs from base 73 to 1839 and encodes 588 amino acids.
CUCUGUCGCACUGUGACCUGCACUGGCGGUGGGGGUCGUAGGAAGGACUCGGGGGACCCAGGAGCCCUAGGAAUGGACUCAGUGGCAAUUGAGGACGUGGCUGUGAACUUCACCCCAGAGGAGUGGGCUUUACUGGAUCCUUCACAGAAGAGACUCUACAGAGAUGUGAUGUGGGAAACCUUCAGGCACCUGGCCUCAGUAGGAAUAACAUGGGAAGAUGAUGAUAUUAAAGAUCAGUGCAGAGAACAGGGGAGAAAAGUAAGAAAGCAUGUGCUAGGGAGACUCUGUGAAAAUGAAGAGGGUAGUCAGUGUGGAGAAAAUGUCAGCCUUCUUGCAAAUCUCAGUCUGAACAAGAAAACUACAGGAGCUAAACCAUGGGGAUGCAGUGCAUGUGAAAGAGUCUUCACACAUCAUUCAUUGCUGAAAACACACAUUAGAUGUCACACUGAACAUAAAACAUAUGACUAUCAAACAUAUGGAGAGAAGCCAUAUAAAUGUAAGGAAUGUGGGAAAGCCUUCACUUACCUCACUUUACUUCAAACACAUGAAAGAACUCAUACUGGAGAGAAACCCUAUGAAUGUAAACAAUGCAGUAAAGCAUUCACUUCUUCCAGUUAUCUUAAAAUACAUGAAAGAAUUCAUACUGGAGAGAAACCCUAUGAAUGUGAGAAAUGCAGUAAAGCAUUCACUUGUUCCAGUUCUCUUCAAAUACAUAGAAGAAUUCAUACUGGAGAGAAACCCUAUGAAUGUAAGAAAUGCAGUAAAGCAUUCACUUGUUCCAGUUCUCUUCAAAGACAUGAAAGAACUCAUACUGGAGAGAAACCCUAUGAAUGUAAACAAUGCAGUAAAGCAUUCACUGCUUCCAGUUCUCUUCGAGUCCAUGAAAGAAGUCACAGUGGAGAGAAACCCUACGAAUGUGAACAAUGUGGUAAAGCGUUCACUUCUACCAGUCAUCUUUCAAUACAUAAAAGAACUCAUACUGAAGGGAAACCCUAUGAGUGUAAAAAAUGCAGUAAAGCAUUCUCUUCUUCCGGUUCUCUUCAAAGACAUGAAAGAACUCACACUGGAGGGAAACCGUACAAAUGUAAAAUAUGCAGUAAAGCAUUCACUUUUUCCCGUUAUCUUCAAAGACAUGGAAGAAUUCAUACUGGAGAGAAACCCUAUGAAUGUAAAAAAUGCAAUAGAGCAUUCACUUUUUCUAGUUAUUGUCAAAGACAUGAAAGAACUCACACUGGAGAGAAAGCCUACAAAUGUGAAAAAUGCGGUAAAGCAUUCACUUGUUCCAGUUAUCUUCAAAGACAUGGAAGAACUCACACUGGAGAGAAACCCUACAAAUGUCAAAAAUGCGGUAAAAUGUUCACUUGUUCCAGUUCUCUUAAAAUACAUGGAAGAAUUCAUACUGGAGAGAAACCCUAUGAAUGUAAAAAAUGCAGUAAAACGUUCACUUUUUCCAAAUCUCUUCGAGUCCAUGAAAGAACUCACACUGGAGAGAAACCCUUUGAAUGUAAAAUAUGUGGUAAAGCCUUCAGUUAUCCCGCUUCUCUUUCAAAACAUGAAAGAACUCACACUGGAGAGAAACCCUAUGAAUGUAAAAAAUGCGGUAAAGCAUUCACUUCUUCCAUUUAUCUUCAAAGACAUGAAAGAACUCACACUGGAGAGAAACCAUUUGAAUGUAAACAGUGCAGUAAAGCAUUCACUUUUUCCAAAUCUCUUCAAGUCCAUGAAAGAACUCACACUGGAGAGAAACCAUCUGAAUGUAAAAUAUGCAAUAAAGUCUUCACUGCUUCCAGUUCUCUUCGGGUCCAUGAAAGAAGUCACAGUGGAGAGAAAGCCUCAUGAAUGUCAGGAAAGUGAGACAGGCUUUACUUCUCAUGCAAACUUUUGAGGAUAUGCACAAAUGCACAGGAGAGGAUAAACCAUGUAGACAUAAACAAUUUGGGAAAGACUUUUGUCAUCCCAGUUCUUCCUGAAGGCAUGAAAGGACUCACUUGAUAAAAAUGUCUUGAAAGUAAACAGCAUGAGAAAGACAUCAAUUGGCCUACAUCCUUCUAUGUGAAACUCCCACCAAAAAGAAAUGUAAAUGUAAGUCAUGUGAGAAAGCUUCAUGGAAAUUAAUUGUAUAUGACGUUGUGGAAAACUUUCAACAUGAAAGAGUUGUUAUAAAAUAAAUAGAUUGUAUCUAUCAAGCCUUUCUUAAAGUGCCACAUUGGACUGUGGAUUUCUAUUAAUUACUUCAGAAAUGAAUAUUGAGGUGAGAUGAUUCUGCUAGUCAUCCUUCAUAGAUAGUAAAUAAGAUUCAUAGGUAGUGCUUUUCCCUUACAUCAGUUAAUAUUUUAUCUUUAGUUUUUUAAUAAUGUUUUAAUUGUUCUGUGUUAGGGGGCUAUUGGAAAGUGGCGGUUUGUAUUUGUCGUGAUUUUCUUACUGGCCUUGUAUUUACAGUUCUUGCAUGUGCCUCAUCCAUUGUACAUAUUGUACAUGUUUCAGAGAAAGCUCCUUUUUGGGGGGUGGUGGGUGGAGGAGCCUGUUUUUAUGUUCUGUACUAUUAAACAGUUGGGAAAAAUUUAUGUGUGGCAAGUUUAUCCAAGAGUGUACUUCCUGUGAAUUCUUAUUUUCCUAUUUGGGCCUUUGCGGUUCAUCCUUCCUUCUGACUGGUAUUUGGUGAAUAGACUUUGAGUUAAGUAGAGACCUGUGGCAGGGCAACAAAAUCAAGAGCUAGAUCUUUAAGAAUCCACCCCAUUGCUGCCUCCUUGUUGGAAUCCACCAAUGGCCUCACUUGCAUGAGAUCUGGAAGGCAGAAGCACACAAGGCCUUAGGCAGAUUUUCGAGCCAUCACACACAGAGGGAGACAGUUACAUAGGAGCUUCAAGGACACCACCUUCCAUCCCUUUUUCUGGAUUCUUUUCCCUUCUUGUCAAGAGUAUCUUGAUAACCAGCAAUAACUAGUUGAUUUCCAUUUUGUUAGAGAUGCAUUUUCCACCAGUUUCACAUCAAAGAUCCAUUCGAGUUAGGGUCUUUCUGUAAGGCCUCUUGUGUCCACCA